Perognathus longimembris pacificus (Pacific pocket mouse) is the source of this 4967-nucleotide messenger RNA. RefSeq names its product ATP binding cassette subfamily C member 3 (gene Abcc3). The record is from RefSeq and is a predicted model, not a curated record. The transcript has 30 exons. Gene Ontology annotation, biological process: transmembrane transport. Bases 38 to 4588 code for a protein of 1516 amino acids. Gene Ontology annotation, molecular function: ABC-type transporter activity; ATP binding; ATP hydrolysis activity. Gene Ontology annotation, cellular component: membrane. Lineage: Eukaryota; Metazoa; Chordata; Mammalia; Rodentia; Heteromyidae.
CCAGGACGUUAGCCUUUCUGCUCGCUGCGCCUCCGGCAUGGACACCCUGUGCAGCUCGGGGGAGAUCGGCUCCAAGUUCUGGGAUUCCAACCUAUCUGUGUACACGGACAACCCGGACCUCACUCCCUGCUUCCAGAACUCCUUGCUAGCCUGGACCCCCUGUGUCUACCUAUGGGUUGCCCUGCCCUUCUACCUGUUCUACUUGAAACACCAUCAUCGAGGCUACAUCAUCCUCUCCCACCUGUCCAGGCUUAAGACGGGCCUGGGCGUCCUGCUGUGGUGCAUCUCAUGGGCGGACCUCUUCUACUCCUUCCACAGCCUGAUCCAUGGAGGGGCCCCUGCUCCUGUCUUCUUUGUCACACCCCUGGUGGUGGGGAUCACCAUGCUGCUGGCCACCUUGUUGAUCCAGUAUGAGAGGCUGCGGGGAGUGCAGUCUUCCGGGGUCCUCAUCAUCUUCUGGUUCCUGUGUGUCGUCUGUGCCAUCAUCCCCUUCCGCUCCAAAAUCCUUUCAGCCAUAGCAGAGGGCAAGAUCUCAGACCUCUUCCGCUUCACCACCUUCUACAUCUACUUUGCCCUGGUGCUCUGUGCCCUCAUCCUGUCCUGCUUCAGGGAGAAGUCGCCACUCUUCUCCCAAGAGAGUGAUGACCCUAAUCCCUGUCCAGAGGCCAGUGCUGGCUUCCUCUCCCGCCUGUUUUUCUGGUGGUUUACAAAGUUAGCCAUCCUGGGCUACCGACAGCCCCUGAAGGAGCAGGACCUCUGGUCCCUGAAUGACGACGACUGCUCCCAGAGAGUGGUACAACGGGUGCUGGAAGCUUGGCAGAAGCAACAGAAGCAAGAUGUGGGACCCAAAGCUACAGAAACAUUUGGGAAGAAAGGCCCCCCUGAGGAUGAAGCACUGCUGAGGAGUACCCCCAGAUCGCGAGAACCCUCGUUCCUGCGAGCCCUGCUGACUACCUUUACUUCCAGUAUCCUCAUCAGCGGCUGCUUCAAGCUGAUCCGGGACCUGCUCAGCUUUGUCAAUCCCCAGCUGCUCAGCAUAUUGAUCAGGUUCAUCUCUAACACUGAGGCCCCUACCUGGUGGGGCUUCCUGCUGGCUGGGCUGAUGUUCGUGAGUUCCAUGAUGCAGUCGCUGAUCUUACACCAGUAUUACCACUGCAUCUUUGUGACCGCCUUGAGACUACGCACGGCAAUCACAGGUGUCAUCUACAGGAAGGCACUGGUCAUCACCAGUUCAGUCAAACGUGAGUCCACUGUGGGAGAAAUGGUCAACCUCAUGUCUGUGGAUGCCCAGCGCUUCAUGGACGUCUUCCCCUUCCUCCACUUGCUGUGGUCAACACCCCUGCAGAUCAUCCUAGCCAUCUACUUCCUCUGGCAGAUCCUGGGUCCCUCUGUCCUGGCUGGAGUGGCUCUCAUGGUCUUGCUGAUUCCAUUCAAUUCAGCUGUGGCUGUGAAGAUGCGGGCCUUGCAGGUGGAACAAAUGAAGCUCAAAGACUCUCGCAUCAAGGUGAUGAGUGAGAUCCUGGGUGGCAUCAAGGUGCUGAAGCUGUAUGCCUGGGAACCCAGCUUCCUGAAUCAGGUGGAAGGCAUCAGGAAGGGCGAGCUCUGGUUGCUGGGCAAGGGUGCCUACCUGAAGGCUAUAUCUACCUUCGUCUUGGUCUGCACCCCCUUCCUGGUAACCCUGGCCACCCUCGGGGUGUACGUGUGCGUGGACCCAAACAACGUGCUGGAUGCUGAGAAGGCCUUCGUGUCUGUGUCCUUGUUCAACAUCUUAAAGGUCCCCCUCAAUUAUUUGCCCCAAUUAAUCAGCAACCUGACCCAGACCAGCGUGUCUCUGAAACGGAUCCAGAAUUUCCUGAUCCAAGAUGAACUUGACCCACAGUGUGUGGAGAGAAAGAACAUCUCCCCAGGCAACGCCAUCACCAUACACAGUGGCUCCUUCACCUGGGCCCAGGACCUGCCCCCCACCCUGCACAGUCUCAACAUACAGGUCCCGAAAGGGGCACUAGUGGCUGUGGUGGGGCCGGUGGGCUGUGGAAAGUCCUCUUUGGUGUCCGCCCUGCUGGGAGAGAUGGAAAAGCUGGAAGGCACCGUGUCUGUGAAGGGCUCUGUGGCUUACGUGCCCCAGCAGGCGUGGAUCCAGAACUGCACACUUCAGGAAAAUGUGCUGUUUGGUCGAGCCAUGAAUCCUAAACGCUACCAACAGGCAUUGGAGACAUGUGCCUUGCUAGCUGACCUGAAGAUGCUACCUGGUGGGGACCAGACAGAGAUUGGAGAGAAGGGUAUUAACUUGUCUGGAGGCCAGCGGCAGCGGGUCAGUCUGGCCCGAGCUGUUUAUAGUGACGCUGACAUUUUUCUCCUGGAUGACCCACUAUCAGCUGUGGACUCUCAUGUGGCCAAACAUAUCUUUGAUCAAGUGAUUGGGCCGCAGGGUGUGCUGGCAGGCAAGACUCGGGUGCUGGUGACGCAUGGCAUCAGCUUUCUGCCCCAGACAGACGCCAUCAUAGUACUGGCUGACGGACAGGUGACUGAGAUGGGACACUACUCGGCCCUACUACAGCAUGAUGGCUCCUUUGCCAACUUCCUCCGCAACUAUGUGCCCAAUGAGGAUCAGAAGUCCCUGGAAGAUGAGGAGAUGCUGCUGAUUGAUGACACAUUCAGCACCAAAACAGCCAUGACGGAUAACGAGUCAGUCACAUAUGAGGUCCGGAAGCAAUUGAUGAGACAGAUGAGUGCCAUGUCUUCAGAAGGGGAGGGCCAGGGUGAGCCUGUGCUCAGGAGACACUUGAGCCAAUCAGAGAAGGUGACGCAAGUGACAAAGGAGACUGGGGUGCUAAUCCAAGAGGAGAAAGCAGAGACUGGCACCGUAAAGCUGAGUGUAUACUUGGAUUAUGCCAAGGCUGUGGGGCUCUGGACCACUGUGGCUAUCUGUUUCCUGUAUGCGGGCCAAAGUGCAGCUUCCAUUGGGGCCAACAUAUGGCUCAGCAACUGGGCCAAUGAGGCUACCAUGGACAAGAAGCAGAACAACACCUUCCAGCGGCUUGGAGUCUAUGCUGCCUUUGGAUUUCUGCAAGGAUUACUAGUGAUGCUGUCCUCCUUCACAAUGGUGAUGGGGGGCAUACAGGCUGCACAUCUGCUGCACAAGGCGCUGCUGUACAACAAGAUGCGCUCACCACAGUCCUUCUUUGAUACAACGCCAUCAGGCCGGAUCCUCAAUCGCUUCUCUAAGGACAUCUACAUCAUUGAUGAGGUUCUGGCCCCCACCAUCCUCCUUCUACUCAGUUCCUUCUACAGUUCCAUGUCCACCCUUGUGGUCAUCGUGACCAGCACGCCGAUCUUCUCUGUGGUUAUCCUGCCUCUAGCUGUGUUUUAUGCCUUUGUGCAGCGUUUCUAUACGGCCACAUCUCGGCAACUGAAGCGGCUGGAAUCGGUCAGCCGCUCACCCAUCUACUCCCACUUUUCGGAGACACUGACUGGGUCCAGUGUCAUCAGAGCCUAUGGCCGCAGCCAGGACUUCAAGGUCCUCAGUGACAGCAAGGUGGACAGCAACCAGAAGAGCUGCUACCCUUACAUUGCCUCCAACAGGUGGCUGGGUAUCCAUGUGGAGUUUGUGGGGAACCUCGUGGUGCUCUUUGCCGCAUUGUUUGCAGUGAUUGGGAGAAGCAGCCUGAACCCAGGGCUCGUGGGCCUGUCUGUGUCCUAUGCCCUAGAGAUGACAGAGGUUUUAAACUGGAUGAUCCGAAUGAUGUCAGAUCUGGAGUCAAAUAUUGUGGCAGUGGAGAGAGUCAAGGAAUAUUCUAAGACAGAGACGGAGGCCCCAUGGGUGAUAGAGGGCAGCCGCCCUCCCAAAGACUGGCCCUUGAAAGGAGAAGUGAAGUUCCAGAACUAUUCUGUGCGGUACCGACCGGGCCUUGAGUUGGUGCUGAAGAACUUAACAUUGCAUGUGCGAGGUGGCGAGAAGGUGGGCAUUGUGGGUCGCACAGGGGCUGGCAAAUCCUCCAUGACCCUCUGUCUCUUCCGAAUCCUGGAGGCAGCUGAGGGUGAAAUCCUCAUCGACGGCCUCAAUGUGGCCAAUAUUGGCCUCCAUGACCUGCGUUCACAGCUCACCAUCAUCCCCCAGGACCCCAUUUUGUUCUCGGGGACCCUGCGCAUGAACCUGGACCCCUUCGGCCAUUACUCAGAGGAGGACAUUUGGAAGGCCUUGGAGCUGUCUUACCUGCACACGUUUGUGAGAACCCAGCCAGCAGGCCUGGACUUCCAGUGCUCUGAGGGUGGGGAGAAUCUCAGUGUUGGCCAGAGGCAACUUGUGUGCCUGGCCCGAGCCUUGCUCCGCAAGAGCCGAAUCCUGGUUUUGGACGAGGCCACUGCUGCCAUUGAUCUGGAGACCGAUGACCUCAUCCAGGCGACCAUCCGCACUCAGUUUGAAAACUGCACUGUGCUGACCAUUGCCCACCGGCUUAACACCAUCAUGGACUACACCAGGAUCCUUGUCCUAGACAACGGUAUCAUUGCUGAGUUCGAUUCUCCAACAAACCUCCUUGCAGCUGGAGGCAUCUUCUAUGGGAUGGCCAAAGAUGCUGGACUUGCCUAAAAUCUAUUCCUGGGAUUUCUUCCUGGUCUUUCCUGGAAGGCAAAUGACAUCAUAUGUCUACUGAAUGGACUUUAUGGCAAUUGCUCAAGGCAUUUGUGAGAUGGGUGCUCUGUAAAGUGCCUCACAGAACAGGCACGUGAACACUGCAAUGAAGACGGAGCAAGGCCCGAGAGGACACAGCUAGUUUGAAGCAGAGCCUGGACUAGCCCUGGGUAUCCUGAUUCCCAAUCUAGCAUUAACUUUUCAUAUUUUCAAAUUAUUUUUUCCACCUGGAACAGAAGACUACGAGGUCAGCUUGUCCUAGGAACCAAGUCAUACUCCAAGUGCUGCCUGAAUGCAUUACAAUAGAAUGCAGACUGAAUAAAGCUGGACCGUCAAC